AUGUCGGUCUCCGUAGAAGAACUUGAUGCCACCGUGCGGGCUUUUCAACAAGGCAAGGGUGAACAACAGAAACAAGCUCAACAGAAGCUCAACGAGUUCAAAUCCAACCCAGAUGCCUGGUUGAUGGUGGACAAGGUUCUACAAGAAUCUACGUACGAAGCAACAAAAUACUUGGGUCUUCAGGUGCUGGAUGAUGUUGUCAAUACAAGAUGGAAGGUCCUGCCCCGUGAGCAGUGCCUGGGGAUUCGAAACUUCGUCGUCAAUCAGAUUCUGGCGGCCUCGGAGACUGAAGAAUCCCUCAAAGCCAACAAACUUUUCCUCAACAAGUUGGAUCUGACUUUGGUCACCAUCCUGAAGCAAGAAUGGCCACACAACUGGCCCACCUUCAUCAACGAAAUCAUUUCUGCAUGCCACAGUGGAUUGUCCGUAUGCGAGAACAACAUGACCAUUCUGCGGCUACUGUCUGAAGAAGUCUUUGACUUUUCGCAAGAUCAAAUGACUUCCACCAAAGCGAAGAAUCUCAAGACCACUAUGUGUGCGGAAUUUUCCUCGAUCUUCCAGCUGUGUAACGAGGUUCUCACCACGGCCACCUCGAUUAGCUUGGUCAAAGCCACCCUCGAGACGCUCCUGCGCUUCUUGAACUGGAUCCCACUUGGAUUUAUCUUCGAGACAAAGCUCAUUGAUACGCUAGUGACUCGCUUCCUCGAGGUCGACCAGUUCCGUAACAUCACCCUCAAGUGCUUGACUGAGAUUGGUGGCUUGCAACUAGGUCCACAGUCCAAUUACGACGACAAGCUGGUUCAGAUGUUCACCGAGACUCUCACCGUCGUUGCAAAGACCAUUUCUCUAGAGACCGAUUUCCGAGAGGCAUAUGCCAAAGCUAAGCCUUCGGAACAAGAAUACAUCCUCAAUCUCGCCAUAUUCCUCUGCAACUACUUCUCAGCGCACCUGCAAACAAUCGAAAGACUGCCAAACACCGACUACCUGUUACAUGGUCACUUCUACCUUAUCAAGAUUAGUUUGAUCGAUGACCGGGAAAUCUUCAAAAUUUGUCUGGAAUACUGGAACAAGUUGGUGCAAGAGCUCUAUGAAGAAAUGCAGCAAUUACCCAUCACGGAACUCAAUCCACUUGUCAGCAUGGGUGUGAGUGGUUUGGCUAACGGCGGCGCACCUCACCCUAGCACUCUCGCCAAUUACCCGUUGCGGAAACACAAGUACUCUCAGGUUUUGUCAAGUCUGCGACAGGUGAUGGUCGAAAAGAUGGUACGUCCUGAGGAAGUGCUCAUCGUAGAGAACGACGAAGGAGAGAUUGUUCGAGAGUUCGUCAAGGAGAGCGACACCAUUCAACUCUACAAGACUACCCGCGAAUGUUUAGUUUACCUUACACAUCUUGAUGUGGUUGACACGGAAAAUAUCAUGUCGGAGAAACUCGCGCGACAAGUAGAUGGCACUGAGUGGUCCUGGAACAACUGCAAUACUCUCUGCUGGGCGAUCGGCUCAAUAUCUGGUGCUAUGAACGAAGAAACCGAAAAGCGAUUCCUGGUGACCGUCAUCAAGGACCUCCUUGGUCUGACCGAGAUGAAGCGGGGCAAAGAUAACAAGGCUGUGGUGGCCAGUAACAUCAUGUACAUUGUUGGACAGUACCCUCGCUUCCUGAAGGCCCACUGGAAGUUUUUGAAGACUGUCGUCAACAAGCUCUUCGAAUUCAUGCACGAGACACACGAGGGUGUCCAAGACAUGGCCUGCGAUACAUUCAUCAAGAUUGCCAACAAGUGCAAGCGCCAUUUCGUGGCUCUGCAGCCUGGUGAGACUGAACCGUUCAUCGAUGAGAUUGUGCGUAACAUGCAGAAGAUCACUUGCGAUCUCACUCCUCAGCAGAUACACACUUUCUACGAGGCUUGCGGUUAUAUGAUUUCCGCACAGGGUCAGAAGAGUGUACAGGAUCGUUUGAUUGACAAUCUCAUGUCUCUUCCUAACCAGGCAUGGGACAACAUCAUUGCGCAAGCCAACCGUGAUUCGACCAUUCUUCAAGACGGCGAAACCAUCAAGGUCAUUGGAAAUAUCAUGAAAACCAACGUCGCUGCAUGCUCAUCGAUCGGAACCUACUUCUAUUCACAAAUUGGCCGCAUCUAUCACGACAUGCUCAACAUGUAUCGAGCGUCGAGUCAACUGAUCUCGGACUCUGUCGCUGCUGGAGGUAAUGUUGCGACAAAGACUCCUAAGGUCCGAGGUCUGCGUACAAUCAAGAAAGAAAUCCUCAAACUCGUCGACAUCUAUGUGCAGAAGGCUGAUGACUUGCAAAUGGUCAAUGACACUAUGGUGCCGCCGUUGCUCGAUGCUAUUCUGCUUGAUUACCAACGCAACGUGCCUGAUGCUCGAGACGCCGAAGUUCUCAGUGUGACAACCACGAUUGUUCACAAACUACAUAACCUGAUGGAGGACAAGAUCGCCCCAAUUAUGGACUCAAUCUUCGAGUGUACCCUUGAGAUGAUCAACAAGGAUUUCCACGAAUACCCCGAAUUCCGAGUCGAGUUCUUCAAGCUGCUUCAGGCAGUCAACCUAUUCUGCUUCCCAGCACUGCUCAAACUUGACGGUUCACAGUUCAAGUUGAUUAUCGACUCCUGCAUGUGGGCAAGCAAACACGACAACCGAGAAGUUGAAAACACCGGCCUGUCGAUGUGUCUGGAAUUGAUUAACAACAUGGCGGAGACCGACCCGCAGACUUCUGCCAUCUUCUUUCAGCAGUUCUACGUCCCGAUCCUGCAAGAUGUUUUCUACGUUGUUACGGAUUCCGACCACAAAGCUGGCUUCAAGUCACAGUGUAUGCUGUUGGCGCGCAUGUUCCAGCUGGUCGAGGCGAACAAGAUCAGCCAACCACUGUACAAGCCUGACCAAGCAGCUCCUGGCACGUCGAAUAAACAAUUCGUCACGGAGUUUACUGCCACACUCUUACACAACGCCUUUGCCAAUCUUCAAGAUGUUCAGAUCCAACAUUUCGUCCAUGGCCUAUUCACUCUCAACGAAGAUGCAACCAAGUUCAAGACUCACUUGCGCGACUUUUUGAUUCAAUUGAAGGAGUUUGCUGGUGACAACGCAGAAUUGUUCGCUGAGGAGCGUGAGCAGGAAAAGCAAGAUCUUGCAUCGGCCGAGCGUGAACGUGCACUGAAGGUUGGCGGUCUUAUCAAGCCAGCAGAUUUGGACCAGGAUGAUGAGUUGUGA
Exophiala viscosa is the source of this 3219-nucleotide messenger RNA. Its product is annotated as exportin-1. Gene Ontology annotation, biological process: ribosomal small subunit export from nucleus; protein export from nucleus; ribosomal large subunit export from nucleus. Gene Ontology annotation, cellular component: cytoplasm; nucleus. Lineage: Eukaryota; Fungi; Ascomycota; Eurotiomycetes; Chaetothyriales; Herpotrichiellaceae. Gene Ontology annotation, molecular function: small GTPase binding; nuclear export signal receptor activity. The record is from RefSeq and is a predicted model, not a curated record. The transcript has 3 exons. Bases 1 to 3219 code for a protein of 1072 amino acids.